AUGCUCUACACCAUGACAUGUUGGUUCCUGGUCCUGGUCCUCCACCUGGUCCUCCUGAGCCCACUGCAGGUGGCAGCCUGCCCUGCACGCUGCGAGUGUGCCCCGCAGCUCAAAUCAGUGGUGUGUCACCGCAAGCGGCUCACUGCCAUCCCCGAGGGCAUCCCCACAGAGACCAAGAUCCUGGAGCUCAACAAGAACCGCAUCCGCUGCCUGAACCCGGGGGACCUCUCCCCAUACCCCUUGCUGGAGGAGCUGGACUUCAGCGAGAACAUCAUCACCAAUGUGGAGCCAGGAGCUUUCAGCAACCUGUUCAACCUGCAGACUCUGCGGCUUCGGGGAAACCAGCUCAAGCUCAUCCCCCCGGGGGUCUUCACCAAGCUGACCAACCUCACCAUCUUGGACAUCAGCGAGAACAAACUCGUCAUCCUUCUGGACUACAUGUUCCAGGACCUGAGGAACCUGAAGAGCCUGGAGGUGGGUGAUAAUGACCUGGUGUACAUCUCCCAGCGCGCCUUCUCAGGGCUGCUCGGCCUGGAGCAACUGACCAUUGAGAAGUGCAAUCUGACCUCCAUCUCGGCUGAGUCACUCUCCUACCUCCAGAACCUCGAGGUGCUGCGGCUCCGGCACCUCAGCAUCUCUGCGCUGGAGGAGCAGAACUUCAAGAAGCUCUACAACCUCCUGCAGCUGGAGAUCGACAACUGGCCGCUGCUGGAAGACAUCUCCCCCACCAGCUUCCAGGGCCUGAACCUCACCUCACUCUCCAUCACCUACACCAACAUCACAGCCGUGCCCACCGCUGCCUUGAGGAACCUGGUGUACCUCCGCUACCUGAACCUGUCCUACAACCCCAUUAGCACUGUGCUGAAGGGCUCCUUUAAAGACCUCAUCCGGCUCCAGGAGCUGCAUAUCGUGGGCGCUCUCUUGGUGUCCGUGGAGCCGCAGGCCUUCUCUGGUCUGAGACAAAUCCGUCUGCUCAACCUCUCCAGCAACUUUCUCUCCACACUGGAGGAGAGCACCUUCCACUCUGUGAACACGCUGGAGACGCUGCGGGUGGACAGGAAUCCCUUGGCCUGCGACUGCCGCCUCCUCUGGAUCCUACAGCGACGGAAGACGCUCAACUUUGACGGCCAGCAGCCCAUGUGCUCCACACCGCCUGAAAUCCAGGGGAACGCUUUGCGUGACUUCCCCGACUCCGUGCUCUUCGAGUAUUUCACCUGUCAGAAGCCCAAGAUCAGGGAUCGGAAGCUGCAGCACGUGACGGCCCGCGAAGGGCAAUCCGUGUCCUUCCUGUGCCGGGCGGACGGGGAGCCAGAGCCCUCCAUCGUCUGGGUGUCCCCUCAGCACCGCAUGAUCACCACGCGCAGCACGGGGCGAGCAGUCGUACUGCCGGGGGGCACCCUGGAGAUCCGCUUUGCCCAAGUGCAGGACAGCGGUACCUACAUCUGCAUUGCCAGCAACGCAGGGGGCAACGACACCUAUUUUGCCACUCUGACGGUCAAGGGACACCCGAACGAUGGCUCCUCCAACGCCAACCGGACUUUGUACCUCAAUGAGUUCAAUGACACCUACCAUAACGACACGCAGGUCUUCUUGAAGUUCACGCUUGAUCUCAAGACCAUCCUGGUGUCCACAGCCAUGGGCUGCAUCACCUUCCUCGGCGUGGUCCUCUUCUGCUUCCUGCUCCUCUUCGUUUGGAGCCGGGGCCGAGGGCAGCACAAGAACAAUUUCUCGGUGGAAUAUUCCUUCCGGAAGGUGGAUGGACCCACCACCACCACGGGCCAAGGAGGAGCCAGGAAGUUCAACAUGAAGAUGAUCUGAGCCUCUCCAAAGGAGAACCGUUGGCUGCGCCCGGCCC
Centrocercus urophasianus (Greater sage-grouse) is the source of this 1855-nucleotide messenger RNA. RefSeq names its product leucine rich repeat and Ig domain containing 3 (gene LINGO3). Bases 1 to 1818 code for a protein of 605 amino acids. Lineage: Eukaryota; Metazoa; Chordata; Aves; Galliformes; Phasianidae. Gene Ontology annotation, cellular component: extracellular region. The record is from RefSeq and is a predicted model, not a curated record. Gene Ontology annotation, molecular function: protein binding. The transcript has a single exon.